CAAGGAUCAAGAAAAAUGGUGAAGGAAACUGAGUACUAUGAUGUUCUUGGUGUUAGUCCAUCAGCUUCCGAGGAGGAGAUUCGAAAAGCUUAUUAUCUUAAGGCAAGGCAAGUUCAUCCAGACAAAAAUCCAAAUGAUCCUCACGCUGCUGAUAGAUUUCAGGUAUUAGGUGAAGCUUAUCAAGUUCUGAGUGAUCCUGUUCAAAGAGACGCAUAUGAUCGAAAUGGAAAAUACAGCAUAUCGAGGGAAACCAUGCUUGAUCCAACAGCAGUCUUUGCUCUUCUCUUUGGAAGUGAAUUAUUUGAGGACUACAUAGGACAUCUUGCUGUUGCAUCUAUGGCAUCUUCAGAACUAGCCGGUGAAACAGACAAUCCUGAAAAACUGCAUGAUAAGUUGAAGGCUGUUCAAAAGGAAAGAGAAGAAAAGCUAGCAAGAUCAUUAAAAGAUUUUGUUAGCCAAUAUGUCCAAGGUGAUAAAGAUGGAUUCUUUCAGCAUGCAGAAUCUGAAGCUAGACGGCUGUCUGAUACUGCUUUUGGAGUUGAUAUAUUACAAACUAUUGGCUACAUAUACUCAAGACAGGCAGCCCAAGAGCUUGGAAAGAAAGCAAUCUAUCUUGGUGUACCGUUUUUAGCUGAGUGGGUUCGCCACAAGGGACAUUUCUGGAAGUCACAGAUUACUGCAGCAAAAGGCGCUUUUCAGUUACUGCAACUUCAAGAAGACAUCCGCCGGCAAUUUAAAAGGGAUGCUAGUGUCCCUCGAAAUGAUGUUGAAUCACAUAUACGCUUAAAUAAGGAAACUUUGAUGAACUCAUUGUGGAAAUUGAAUGUCGUGGAUAUAGAAGUAACCCUUGUACAUGUGUGCCAAAUGGUGCUGCGAGAAAAUAAUGUCAAGAAGGAGGAACUCAAAACUAGAGCUCUGGCUCUGAAAAUGCUUGGGAAGAUAUUUCAGGAACAACAAGCUCAAAAUGGUGGAACAUCAAGGAGGAAAAAUGUUGCUGAAAUAGAUGAUGAUGAUGAUGACGGAAGCAGUUCCGACGGCAGCAGUGAAGAGGAGUCACCUAGAGCACUUUCGUACCGAACUCCUUUUCUCACUCAGGGUAUUGGUAGACUCUUCAGAUGCCUCUGUAACCCAGCAUUUGAUGUGGAUGAUGAUGAAAUUGUGUUCAAAAGCAAAUGAUUGCAUGUGUAUGUUUGUAAAUUAGCGUUAUCGGACGGUGGCACUAUCAAUUUCUUGCCCCAAAAUGUCAUAAAAACGAAGACGUUUUCUUGCAACACCAUAUUCCUUGCUGAUGACUGUCAAAAUUUGUGCUUGAUUUCUCACUAAAAUGAAAAAAGAAAAGAAAAAGAAAAACUAAGGAAAAGAAUACUCUCUGCAAAGACUUUUAAUAGUUUGGGAU
Durio zibethinus is the source of this 1396-nucleotide messenger RNA. RefSeq names its product DNAJ heat shock N-terminal domain-containing protein. Lineage: Eukaryota; Viridiplantae; Streptophyta; Magnoliopsida; Malvales; Malvaceae. The record is from RefSeq and is a predicted model, not a curated record.